AUGGAAGUCAAUGGUGAACCAGAUAUAGCUGGUAUUUUAAGCGCGGCUUUAAUGCCAUUGAAAGAUAUGAAACAUGCAGAUAUUUUGGACCAGUAUGAAAUGAACAUGGCUGAUGGAAAUAUAACACCUGACGUUCUAGAACAUUUAUCUCAAAGAACUACACAGAACCAUAGAGAUGGUAUAUUUGGUGAAGAGUUUAGAAAGAAAGUUAGGGAGAGCGAAGGAAGAGAACCUAUUGUACAUGACCUUGCAAAUGAAAGUUUACAAAAUGUCAUAAAAACUUACUUUGCAGACAAUGAACUGAGAAGGGAUGAAUAUUUAAGAAAACUCAAAUGGACAGUACCAAAUGAAAUGUUAGUAUUGAAAAACAUGUUCCUUGACAAAAUAAAACCAACUACAGAAAUAAACGACGCAAGACUGAAAGAUUGGGUAAAAGCUUUCCCAUUCACAAAAGAUAUUGUUGGUAACAUGGAAAGAAAACCAGAAUGGCUACAAAAACAUAUAUUUGGAAACGAGCAUAUUCCAUAUGGACAGGCACUGUUUGAAGAGCUUGAACCAGAAACUCAGGAAAGAGUCAUGCAAACAAUACGCAAAGACUCAAAUACAGACUAUGACAAACUCUUUCUAGGAUAUAGGUUACCUGAGAUGGGCGACCAGAGCCAAAAGGCAAAAAGGACAUGGGAAAUUUGCAACAUACUAGAUGAACAUAAUGCAAAGAUGCAACAACUUCAAGCAGAGGGCAAUGAAGGAAAAAGAAGAGUUAAAAACUCAGUCAGGAAGAAAGUAAAGCUUGGUCCACGUGGGUUCUAUUAUGACAUAUAA
Messenger RNA from Trichomonas vaginalis G3, 822 nucleotides. RefSeq names its product protein of unknown function, DUF4106 family. The transcript has a single exon. The coding region runs from base 1 to 822 and encodes 273 amino acids. The record is from RefSeq and is a predicted model, not a curated record. NCBI's taxonomy places the organism in Eukaryota, Parabasalia, Trichomonadida, Trichomonadidae.